CAUAAAUAUUUAAACAUUGACAUCAUUUCAUAACGUCACACCAUUUAAAGAAAAAACCUCUCCUACACUCAACACCAAAGAAAAUUCUAGAACUCAUCACUCUCAAUCAUGGCGAACCAAUCCAACACCACCUUAAUCAUCAUCUUCUCCUUAACCAUCAUCACCUUCUCCUUCAUCACCAAAUCCACAGCCAAAGAAACCGUUUACGAUUUACUCCCAAAAUACGGUCUCCCUAGCGGCCUCCUACCUAACUCCGUCACCGACUAUACUCUCUCCGACGACGGCCGAUUCGUCGUUUAUUUGGACCGUACAUGCUAUAUACAGUUCGAUUACUUGGUUUAUUACGAGAAAAAGAUUACUGGAAAGCUGAGCUAUGGUUCGAUUAGUGAUCUUAAGGGGAUUCAAGUUCAGCGGCUUUUUAUUUGGUUUAAUGUUGAUGAAAUUAGGGUUGAUUUGCCUCCGUCCGAUAGUAUUUACUUUCAGGUUGGGAUUAUUAAUAAGAGGCUUAGUCUUAAUCAGUUUAAGACUGUGCGUUCUUGCCGGAACUCGCUUCGAUCUUCUCCUUGUUCAUCAUCUUCAUUUAUGCUACCUCCUCCACUGAAGGAAAUUCCUAUGCUUCUUACAGAGUAGAUGCAGUUUUAUACUGGUAUUGUAUGGCAGGAUGGAGACAUCUUCACCUGCAAGUGUACCUCUAUUGUUAGCUAGCUUAUGAAUCAAGAGUCUGGACUGGACUCACAAAUCUCGAGUCUGGUUGAGUUGUAUUAAAUAUCCUCACGAUACCUUCAUGAACAUAUUAUCAUGUAUUGUAUAUAAGUUCUGAGACUUCAAUUUCAUGUGUGCUUUCUAUUUCUAGUUA
This is a messenger RNA of Vicia villosa (hairy vetch), 856 nucleotides long. RefSeq lists its product as uncharacterized. The coding region runs from base 109 to 630 and encodes 173 amino acids. The record is from RefSeq and is a predicted model, not a curated record. NCBI's taxonomy places the organism in Eukaryota, Viridiplantae, Streptophyta, Magnoliopsida, Fabales, Fabaceae. The transcript is spliced from 2 exons.